GAGUUACACAUUCUACAAAAUGGGCAAUCUAGACAACAGAAUAGGCAAUCCUGAUCAACUACUUACACAAGAUGUCGAAAAAUUUUGCAACAGUGUAGUGGACCUAUAUUCAAAUCUCAGCAAGCCAUUUUUGGAUAUUGUUCUGUACAUCUUUAAACUAACAAGCGCAAUAGGAGCACAGGUAAAAUUAAAUACUUUCCCCCCUCUUUCAAAUGUUACAGAUCUUGCAACCGUAGUUGGCUAUUUGGUUGUUAGCCGCCCGUUUCUAGACCUGUCCCAUCCUCGUCAUCAGAGUAGCAACCAUGCUGAACUUUUGGAGGAUUACUACCAAAGUGGAAGAAUGCUACUGAGAAUGUCUCAAGCCCUUGGCAGAAUAGUCCUAGCGGGUCGUGAGAUGACUCGAUUGGCUGGAUUCCAGGUGCAAUCUGGGGCAAAUGUUCUUAUUUGUGGGCCAAAUGGAUGUGGAAAAAGUUCUCUCUUCAGGGUCCUUGGUGAAUUAUGGCCCUUGUUCGGCGGCUGCCUAACUAAACCCGAGAGAGGAAAGUUGUUUUAUGUUCCCCAGAGACCAUAUAUGACACUCGGGACGUUGAGAGACCAAGUAAUUUAUCCAGACACUAUAGAAGAUCAGAAAAGGAAAGGCAUCUCUGACCAGGUUGGCAUCACUCUCUUCACUGUAUCUCACAGAAAAUCACUUUGGAAACACCAUGAUUUUUAUCUUCACAUGGAUGGAAGAGGCAACUAUGAGUUCAAGAAAAUUACUGAAGAAACAAUUGAGUUUGGUUCAUAACCCCCAACUCCGACCAUCAACAGCCAUGACUGUUAACAAUACUGAACUUGGGAAACGUACAUUGUGGUGUAACAAAGCUACUUGACUUACUCUUAAAUUGAUUACUAGGAAUACGAUAACAAGCUGUCAGUACCUUUAUUAUUAUGUAGAAUAUUACUAAUUUGUGUUCAUGUUGGUUUAAUUAUUAAUAUGCUCUAAGAAUGUUCUUAUUCUUGUGUUUUGUUUUUUUAAAAAAAAUCUGCCUAAAUUAAGUUGGGCUUAAAUCACUGAAAUGUUGGUUCAUCCUGGGAUGUAAACAGUCUGAAGUCAACUAAUUUGACUUCUGUUUGACCAUACUUCCUCUGGGGAAGGCCCUUAUUAAAAUUAGAUUCACUACCUCUUCUGUCCCCGUCACAACAGAUACGAAUUUCUGUGUCAACAUCCUAGUGUGUCAGUUCAUUAUCUGUACUCUUUUCAGGAUAGGAUUUGUUGUAUUACUGUAACAUAAUAUGGGGCAAUUGGCCUUCCUCUUAGCCAUGGCUGUGGAGAGAGUCUCCUUCCAGGUGUACUGAGGGGAGAAAAGCCCCUUUAGAAUUUCUUUGCAAAAAAAAUAAAACUCCAUCCAACAUCCUCUGGCCAUUGCUGGAGACUACCUUUCAAUCCUGUUUUUUCCAUUUUUUCCUGCUCAGCGCAAAUAAAAUAACAAUAUUCCAUUUGGCCUUUAUAUUCCAAUUUCAGAAGGACAAAUAAGAGGAAUGAGAAUGGGGAGGGGGAGGGGAUGAAGAAGAAAUAAAUAAAAUAAUUUCCAAAUCCUUGUCAUGGAAUACAGAUCAGGGACAUUCUCGCUUAUGAGAGGUCUGAUCUGUUUCUAAUUUGUAGAAUGUAGUGUGCAAGUUUGAAAUGAAAUGCCAUACAUAUCUGCCACAAGGAUUUGGAUUUUUCAGAGAAGGCAUUUACUGGACAUUUUUGUACCUGGCAUGUAGGUCUAUAAUACGUGAUUUUUUUUAAAAAAAGGAAUGUAAACUAUUUAAUGCCAGAGAGACAACAGUUCAGAGUCCCCAAGAAACAGUUCAGAAUCUUUUAGAACUAUUUUAUAUAGUUAUUACUUGAAGAAUUGUUUGGCUUCCUGUCCAUUACUUUUAUAAAAACGACACAACCGCUUAACUAUAAAUAAGCACUUUUGAAACAAGUAUGUGAUAAAACUUACAUACAAUGAUUAUAAAUUAUUAUCCAGAUUUAUUGACAUAGAUGGGACUGGAAGAUAUGAGUUGGUUAGUCUGGCUAUGUAAUUGAUUACCAUUCUUCUAACAAAUCUUUAAAAACUGUGCUGUAUGAUGUGAUUUUUGUCCUUAUAAUAUAACAUCCACAUGCACUUAACAUGAUGGGCAAGCACUACAUGCAAAAUAAAUGUGGUUGGUGUUCCCCCCUCCCUUUGCUUAAAAUCAGCAUUUGUUCUUAAUUAUUAGUCGAUCAUUAAUUAUCCCUAUUUCACGGGAAAUCUGGAAUUUUUCAAACUUCCAAACAUUUCAUCAGAUUUGUUUUAUUUUUCCGAAAAGUCAGUGUUUCUAAAUGCCAUUGUUUUCAUGUGUGCUGGGUAAAUGGGUGGAGAGUUGGGUUAGGAUGAAUUAUCUGAGAAAUGCAAAAAUGAAUGUUAAAUAAGUAUUUUCAGUUUAAAUAUUAAAUAACUGGUUUCAGUUUGUUGCCAUCUCAUAUUUAACAAAGAAUUGCCUUUUUUAUGAUUACUUCGAUUUUUUAUCUCUCCCUAAAAGCUGAUAUUGAUAGUAUUAGUUGAUACGAGUUUACAGACAAUGUCAUAAUCUGAAAAAAGCAUUCCAAACAGCAAGACUACGAUACCAAUUUAGCACAAAUCAAUUGCUUGGAAUGGCUGUUUCAGAUUGAAUGGAAAUCUGACGCCAGAAUAAAUAAAGCUCUGGUUUGAAUUUGGUUGCCACGCUUCUGGUGAAAACUUCUUUUUCCACAUAUGAUCUUUCAUUUUUUUAUUUUUGUGCCGCUAUUCUACAGAGAUCCGCUUUCUCAAGAAAUUCGUAUGAAAAAAAAAACUGCUAUUAAAAUACAUUCCUUUACAGGAAAUCUGGGCUACAAGUGAGUAAUAGUCAAAAAUGGCAUGUAUGUUUUUGUUACUAACCGGAAAGCACCCUAAAGCAUAUAGCGUCUUUUGUAGAAAAUCUAGGGUUGCUUAAUGCAACAUUCUUCAUAGAGUGGGAUAUUGCAUUGCUUGGGAAGUAGAGCUAAUUGUUUACUCUGAAGAGAUAUCCUUUCAGCCACAACAACCCUAUAAAAUCUUCUCUGAAUCUAGAAGAAGAUUCUGAGGGAUAUAAGUUGUUGGGAAGAAUUCCACAUUCUAU
This is a messenger RNA of Thamnophis sirtalis, 3132 nucleotides long. The record is from RefSeq and is a predicted model, not a curated record. Lineage: Eukaryota; Metazoa; Chordata; Lepidosauria; Squamata; Natricidae.